AUGGGGAUUAUCAUGAGGGGUCAGACGAGGAGAAAGGCACUGGAGAGAUCGUUAGUGAACCUUACCCUAUCAGGAGCAGGCAAGAGACCUUUCCACCUCCUUCAUUCCAAGCAAGCUUUGUUGCUGACAUCUACCACUGUCCAAGAUGCGCCCCCACAAGAGGCAACCCAGCGACAUGCAUGGACUAGAGAAGAUCGUCGACGAUUGGCAUUAGGCACGAACCCACUACACAAUAAUCAGGGCCCCAACACGCCCACAAAUCAAGCACUACCUUCGAUCUUACCACAAGUGUCCCGUUUAGACACUCAGAAUCAGGCUCUCCAUAACGAGGAAAAAGAACAGCACACAGGUCACAUACUGAGCCAACAAGCAGAGCAGGAGAACAAUACGGACCGCCUACACUUUCUAGAGAAGGAAGUGGCCACCAUGAGACAACAAAUCCUUACAGCUGAAGCUAAGGCAGCCUUAGCAGAACAGAGAGAGGAGGAGGCCACUCGUGAAAUGAGUGAGACGGUUGGGCACCUUGUGCGUUAA
Lactuca saligna is the source of this 534-nucleotide messenger RNA. Lineage: Eukaryota; Viridiplantae; Streptophyta; Magnoliopsida; Asterales; Asteraceae. The record is from the annotation of a GenBank genome assembly.